Oldenlandia corymbosa var. corymbosa is the source of this 1759-nucleotide messenger RNA. NCBI's taxonomy places the organism in Eukaryota, Viridiplantae, Streptophyta, Magnoliopsida, Gentianales, Rubiaceae. The record is from the annotation of a GenBank genome assembly.
AUGUCGGCUUCAACCGAGGGUCUGGUGCCCAUAACCCGGGCGUAUUUGGCUUCUUACUACGACAAAUACAUUUUCCCUCCUCUGUCCGAUGACGUCGUUCGCCUCACUGCCGAGAUUCGUUCCUUGUCCGGCGAUCUGCUUAAUGACUCCGGCUCCCCCCCCAAUCAAGAGGAGAAAUUAUUGAGGGAGGAGGCAGAAUGCGAGGCUCCCCACAAAAUCGAUGAGAAUAUGUGGAAAAACAGAGAACAAAUUGAGGAGAUUAUGUUUUUGCUUGACAGUUCAACAUGGCAAUCUUUGCAAUCCCCCUCAAUGCCUCAAGUAUCUUCUCGUGUUUCUCGACUAAAAGACAAAUUAGCAAGCACUUUCAAGGUUUUGGAGUAUUUCCAGACCAAGAAUUCUGAGUUCGUAUUCAACACAGUUAUGACCUACAUGCCCCAAGAUUUUAGGGGCACCCUUAUCAGACAACAAAGAGAGCGGUCUGAGAGGAAUAAACAAGCUCAAGUUGAGGCGUUGAUUAACUCCGGGGGAAGUAUUCGUGAUCGUUAUACAAUGCUGUGGGGACAGCAGAUGGAACGGUUAAGUUUCUACCGUCAAAUUUCACCAUUUUUUUUUUUCUUGUUGGACAACACUGGUUUCAUUGUACUUGGUCUGGUUCUUGUUUGCAGAAGGAGACAAUUAGCUCAGCUCGGUUCAGCCACCGGUGUAUAUAAGACGCUGGUGAAGUACUUAGUUGGGGUCCCGCAGGUUCUGCUGGAUUUUAUUCGGCAAAUAAAUGAUGAUCAAGGGCCCAUGGAAGAGCAGCGUCAACGCUAUGGACCACCUUUGUACAGUCUUACAACUAUGGUUCUUAACAUUCGGCUUUUCACCUAUCUUUUAUGGAAGCGCCUUGAGGCUCAAAAAGUACAGGAAAGUCAUCUAUCGUCCUUAGAGGCAGCAGUUGCUGUUUAUACAUCUGAAUUUGAACGAUUCAUAAAAUUUAUUGGGGAGGUGUUUGCUAAUUCUCCCUUCUUUAUCAAAGCGGAGGAUGCUGGUGCAUUGGAGGCCAGGAAAAAUGAUGACUUAAAGGAAACGAACGUCCCUGCUGGGAAAAAUUUUGAGGUUGCUUUGACCGUAGAUUCAGUAAAUUCAUACAUUGCCUGGGAUUUCUCGUUAGUGCAAGGAAGGAUGAAUAUGCAAGACAUUGGAUUCAGCAUUGAAUACACCGAUGAAUCUGGACAGAAAACUAUGAUAUUGCCUUAUCGCCGUUAUGAGUCUGAUCAGGGUAACUUCUGCACAAUGAUGGCUGGGAAUUACAGGCUUAUCUGGGAUAAUACGUACUCUGCAUUUUUCAAAAAGGUUUUGCGUUACAAAGUUGAUUGUAUACCUCCAGUUGUUGAGCCGAUUUCUGCUGCUAAUGAAAUGGAAGAAUGAAGUCACUGUGCGAUAGAUGCUGUUUCAAAUUGAUUGUGGAGAAAAAUACUCGUGACAUUUGUUUGUAAUUUUUUUUUUAAAAAAAUACAUUUGUCUGUAAGAGUUAGUUGCAAAUGAAAUGUGGUAAAUGAAAUGUGCUCCGCUUUCUUCUUUCCUCACCCGUCGCCCGCAACAAAAAGGGUUUCUGUAUGAAAGGGAAACCAAAGAACUGUUAUUUUUGUUUUUCUUCCAUUGAAGGAGAUUUCACUUUCAUGAUAGAUGAAUCGUCUUCCGUUUAGGAUUAAUAUCACCUCUGACUGUGCCGGAACUAGACUUGCCGCUUUGGGGGCUGGAUUUCAUUUUAUGUGGG